This is a messenger RNA of Daphnia pulicaria, 3762 nucleotides long. RefSeq names its product hexokinase type 2-like (gene Hex-A). Gene Ontology annotation, biological process: glycolytic process; glucose 6-phosphate metabolic process; intracellular glucose homeostasis. Lineage: Eukaryota; Metazoa; Arthropoda; Branchiopoda; Diplostraca; Daphniidae. Bases 649 to 2076 code for a protein of 475 amino acids. Gene Ontology annotation, molecular function: mannokinase activity; D-glucose binding; glucokinase activity. The transcript has 9 exons. The record is from RefSeq and is a predicted model, not a curated record. Gene Ontology annotation, cellular component: mitochondrion; cytosol.
AAAAUUUUUUCCAGUGAGUAGCGCAGAAUCAGAUUUCCAACGACUCGGCCGAGUUUCACUGGAGAUAUUGCCCGGUCAGCAGGAAACCGCGCCCCGCCACUUUUAUUCGCCCCUUUUUAUUUCUUUGCUUCACUUUCACGUCAGCCCACCAACUUCUCAAACCACAAUAUCCCAAAAGAAAAAUACAGUUUAAUUUGUCUAUUGUUUCACCAGAAAAACAAUUAGAAUUAGCCUACAUCCAGUGGGAUCGAGUUGUUGGAAGGUGUCGGUUUUGGAUACGGCCGGACUGCACACUCCUGUAAGGGAGAACUUCACUUUGCCACCGCUUCAGCAAUAAAAUAAAAAAGUGGGAAAUUCAAUCCGCCCGAUUCACGGUGGUUGGCCAAUCAUCGGACAACUGUCAACUGAUCCUACGUGCUGGUUGUAAAAAGGGGAUUGAAAGUAUAUGCGUCUCAACGAAACCGUGUCAUUUCACGUUUUAAAAACUCGUCGAUCUCAACUGCCAACUUACCAGUCAUCGUCAGGCCGUCUGUCGUGCUCCAGGUCUCCUUUGAAAUCAACCGAACAUCAUCCCAAAUCGCUUCCACUUUGGUGUGGAAGUUUUGCGAACUUGAUCCCACGUGAUUUUUUGUUUUAUUGACGGACGAAAUGACGGGCAAGUGCAGGAUCUGGCGUUCCGUGUUGAUGCGCUGGCUGGCCCGCAUUAGCCGGGCCAAACAGCGACUCGUUCCCCGACGCAUCGAAGAGCGAUGCGCCGAACUUAUCUUGUCGGACGAACAACUACGCGACGUGUGUCAACGAUUGCUGGUCGAGAUCAACCGAGGACUCAAUAAGGACACCAAUAAAGAGGCAACCGUCAAAUGUUUUCCCACCUACGUCAGGGAACUGCCCAACGGCGAAGAAUGUGGAAAAUUUCUGGCACUGGAUUUAGGCGGAACCAACUUUCGUGUUCUGCUCAUCGAUUUGGGUCCUCACAUCUUUCACAUGGAGUCGAAAAUCUUUGCCGUUCCCCAGAGUGUCAUGCUUGGUCCUGGAACCGGGUUAUUCGACCACAUCGCUGAAUGUUUAGCCACUUUUAUGCACGAGCAUAAGGUGGACGUGUCGCCAUUGCCUCUGGGUUUCACUUUCAGUUUCCCUUGCAGCCAAGAAGGUUUAACCAAGGCCCGAUUGGCCACCUGGACUAAAGGAUUCAAGUGUUCAGGCGUCGAAGGCGAAGAUGUUGUCAGACUUCUCCAGGAGGCAAUCGCUCGUCGGGGUGAUAUCAAGAUCGACGUGAUGGCCGUCCUGAAUGACACGACAGGGACUUUGAUGGCUUGCGCCUGGAAGAACCAGGCAUGCCGGAUCGGUCUCAUUCUCGGAACUGGAAUCAAUGCGUGCUACGUGGAGCGAUUAGAGAACGUACAACUGUGGGACGGCGAUUACGACGAACCUAACCAGGUCGUCAUCAACACGGAGCUGGGCGCGUUCGGCGACAACGGAACGCUCGAAUUCAUCCGGACCGAAUACGAUCGGACCAUUGACCAGCAUUCACUCAACCCUGGACGGCAAUUAUUUGAGAAAAUGAUCUCGGGAAUGUACAUGGGUGAAGUGACUCGUCUCGUUUUAGCCCAGUUGACACGAGAAGGACUUCUCUUUGAUGGCAUGGGCCCAGAAGUGUUAUUCGAACCGGGCCAGUUCUUUACGAAAUACGUCUCUGAAAUCGAGAGUGACAAGAAGGGUGAAUACACGUGCUGUCGUCAGGUGCUGGAAGAGUUGGGCUACGAAGAUGCCUCGGACGAAGAUUGCGCCAACGUGCGCUACAUUUGCGAGGCCGUUUCUCGACGGGCGGCCCACAUCGCCGCUGCAGCCGUGGCUUGUCUUCUCAACAAGAUGGGUCAAAAGCACGUGACGGUGGCCGUUGAUGGCUCCCUUUACCGCUUCCACCCUCACUUCCAUGAUCUGAUGGUUGAAAAGAUCCGACAGCUCAUCAAUCCCGGACUAACGUUCGAUUUGAUGUUGUCGGAGGAUGGAAGUGGUCGAGGUGCUGCGUUGGUGGCCGCGGUGGCCGUCCGAAUAGGUAGUUUGGCGGCUAGGUGAAUUCUUGCCAAUAUCGUUUAGUUUUUGCCCCCUUCUGAACCCAACACCCUCCCUCUACUACCCCCCUCCCCUGUAACGGCCAUUGGAAAAAGAAAAUUACCCCAUGACGGCAAUUUUACAAAAAAAUAUUUUCAAAACCAACACAAACGAAAAUGGGAAUGCGGCGUCGUCUGCGCGAAGGAAUCGAUUAUUCUUGACUAAUAACAAGAGAAUGUUUCUCAAUCAAACUCACACAUCUAGCGCCAUCCCCCCCCCCUUUCGCGCAAUCCGUACAUAUAAACAGCAUCUUAUGAAUAUAGAUAUGUAAUUUUUAACACACCUUUUUCCCUCCCUUUUAUCCCCUCCCCUUAUAUCCAUUCGUAUUUCCCUUAUCAGUAGAUUUGUUUUACAUAGGGACGGGGAAUUUAUUAUCAACGUAGGCAAUAUUUGCGACAAUACAACUCUGCGAUUCUUUUAACCACAUCUGCUGCAAUUUCCCCUCAUCGAAGUUUGAUUGGCAAAAUCCUCCGCCUCUUUUUAUCUCGCUGCAUAGUUUACUUUUUUAGUUUCUAAUCUCUUCAUCUUGAAUUUUUUUAGGGGAGGGAGAGGUGGGGGGUUCCCUUCUUUUAUCUUACCUAUUUUUCCUUAAAUUUUAUUUUUCUUGUGUUGCGCUGUCCAUUCUUUUAUUUUGUCUCCCUCUCUUUUGUACACAUUCUUUAUAAAACGGGGAGGAUUUUUUUCAAUUUCUUGGAAUUUUGUUGGUGGGUGUGAAUGGUCGUCUAGGUGACACGAUGAUGCGGCUCGAAAUCAUUUGUUCGAUUUAGGUAAAAAUCACGGGAGGGACUUGAAAAGCACAAUAGUUUGUUUUGUCAGAUUGGAAACCGUACUUAAAGUAGUAGUGUAUAGUAGAGAUCACGAAGCCGGAAGACUAUUGAAACGAUACACACCAGCAAUUUUAUUAAACAACCCAAAAAAGAAGAAAAAGUUUUCGAUUAUUUUAUUAUUAUUUUGGAUCGGGAAGAAAUCGAUGUAUAGCAAAAGAGAGAACUUCUGUUUGUCCCUCUAAUAUUUGAAGAAAAGAAAAAAAGAUUACCAUGUAAUUGACACCCCCUCCAAAUCCGCUCUUGGCCGUCUUACCGAGAGAUUCCCAUACGGUUGUUGGCCAGUGUAUAAUCUGAUGAGAAUAUGGUUAUAUGCUGUACACACAAGACAAAUGAUGAUGGAACGUAGGUCUUAUUGACGCUCGAGCCUUAUGGGAAAAGCAACGAUCGAUGUCGAUCGAGAUGUGUAAAAACAAAAACAAAAAAAAAGGAAUUAACAUAUGCUGUCAAGGGAAAUGUAGUAUUUCCACCACUAACUAACUCUCUUUUCUCUAUCCUUCUCUCUUGUAUUCUCUUUAUUCUAUUAUUCUUUCAUACCCGCAUGUAGAAAACAUUAAUAAGAUUAAUUCAAUACCUAGCCGCAUAUCUACAGAAUUCCACCAGCUCCCUUCCGCACCUUUUGGCGUCGCAGUUGGAUCAGAUGCAUCUUCCCCGUUCCCUCCCGCUGUUUAUUGUUAUAAAACAACAACAAAAAUUUUUUUAUCAUUACUCGUUCUCCAUUUUGAAAAAUUGUUGGUAGUGAUCGCCCACGCGCGCCGAUGUAUAGCUCUCGUUGAUGAUGCAAAGAAAGAAAAUAUGAAAAACAAAUAUAGAGAAUGAGACUUGA